Trametes versicolor FP-101664 SS1 is the source of this 645-nucleotide messenger RNA. RefSeq names its product DnaJ-domain-containing protein. Gene Ontology annotation, molecular function: protein-folding chaperone binding; protein folding chaperone. The annotation marks the transcript as partial. NCBI's taxonomy places the organism in Eukaryota, Fungi, Basidiomycota, Agaricomycetes, Polyporales, Polyporaceae. The record is from RefSeq and is a predicted model, not a curated record. Gene Ontology annotation, cellular component: nucleus; cytoplasm. The transcript is spliced from 5 exons.
AUGUCUGCCUUCCCCGACUACUACAAGCUCCUCAGCGUCCCCAGGUCCGCAACGACGGAGGAGAUUCGCACGGCGUACAAGAAGGAGUCUCUCAAGACACAUCCCGAUAGACUUGUAAAUGCGACCCCAGCGGAGAAGCAGGCGGCUACAGAGCGGUUCCAGGCCGUAGCGGACGCAUACUACGUGCUGUCGGACGGUGCCCGACGAAAGGAGUACGACAUCCUAUACACUACUCGCGGUCCUUCAGAGCGUACGGAACAGCCGAACGCCUCUGCCAACUUCUUCUCCACAUUCGCGAACAUGUUUGGCGCAGGAGGUGCGGGUGCUCAGACCAAUGCUGGGCCGACCCCAGGGGACAGGCCAGACGCAGAGCAUGUGUUUGCAGACGUCUUCGAAGAGCUGCUUCGUCCCGAGGUCGACAGACAUGUCCCAUGGUGGACGUGGGUUGGUGCCAUCUGCGGAGCCGGCUUGGGCUUUAUCAUCGCCAACAUCCCCGGCCUUAUGGCUGGCGCGUAUGCGGGGAACCGCCUGGGUGCAAUCAGGGACGCGAAGGGGAAGAGCGUCGCUGCGGUGUUCGGCCAGCUUGGAGGCAGUCAGAAAGCGGAUAUUCUGCGUGCGCUAGCUGCAAAGGUUCUGGGCGCAGCU